Molecule: messenger RNA, 375 nt
Organism: Funneliformis mosseae
Lineage: Eukaryota; Fungi; Glomeromycota; Glomeromycetes; Glomerales; Glomeraceae
Source: the annotation of a GenBank genome assembly
AUGUCGUCCACAGGUUUAGACAUGUCUCUUGAUGAAAUUAUUGCGAAAAAAAGACCAUCAAGAGGAGCUAGGACAGGUGGUCCUACCCGCACCGGUGGCAUCGUUAAACGUUCUAGUGGUCCUGUCAGAAAUCCUCGGUCUCCACAAGUUAGACCUCGACCUUACAGUAAUACUGCUACUACAACAUCAAAUCUUAACGCAUCACCAGAAGGAAAAAUUCUUGUUUCAAACCUCGCCUAUAAAGUCACAGAGGCAGAUCUUUGGCUGGGGUUUACCGUCAACAAUAAACCUGAAGCGAAAAGGCAACCCUUGUACGAAUUAAUUAUCGUCAACGGCCCUUCUUCGCCAUCUGGCUUUGGAGCCUGGAGAUUCUGA